Poeciliopsis prolifica (blackstripe livebearer) is the source of this 1780-nucleotide messenger RNA. RefSeq names its product palmitoyltransferase ZDHHC12-B-like. Gene Ontology annotation, biological process: protein targeting to membrane; peptidyl-L-cysteine S-palmitoylation. The transcript is spliced from 4 exons. The coding region runs from base 241 to 1140 and encodes 299 amino acids. Gene Ontology annotation, molecular function: protein-cysteine S-palmitoyltransferase activity. Lineage: Eukaryota; Metazoa; Chordata; Actinopteri; Cyprinodontiformes; Poeciliidae. The record is from RefSeq and is a predicted model, not a curated record. Gene Ontology annotation, cellular component: endoplasmic reticulum; Golgi apparatus.
UCGACCAAUCAGAGCUGUGUGCGUUCAGGACGACAACAACCCGCUGAGCGGCGGAAUGCUAGCGGACCGCUGGUCCGAAACACGGAUUCAGACGCGGGUUUCGACUGAUUUCUGUUCGGGGUUAGUUCAUUUAACCCGACCCGGUCCAGUAGAACUGUUCUGGGGUUCUGACUGAGUUCCGCCCGGGUCCUUCCCGAGCUGUUCGCAUCCCGCAGCGCCUGUUAGCAUGCCGGUUCUGGAAUGCUAGCGAUGUUCAAGAAUGUGUUCGGUUCGGGAUUCCUGGUGAGGACGGCCCACGUGGUUCUGACCUGGAUCAUCACGCUCAUCCUCUUCCUGUAUGACACAGGUGAGUCCGUCCGUGGUUUUCCAGGUUUUCCAGGAGUUCCAGGUUUUCCAGGUCAGGACUCUCUUGUUUCCCCGGCAGAGCUGAGGAAGCAGGAGGAAACGGGCCAGCUGCUGCAGCCGGUUCUGUUCGUCCUGCUGGUUCUGGUGUCGGUUCUGCUGUACUUCGCGGUGUCGCUCAUGGAUCCGGGAUUCAUUCUGACUGAGGACAGCGACCUGCAGUUCACUCUGGGAGGAACGGAGGAGCAGCAGGAUAUGAUCCCGUCCAGCACCAAGUGGCUGCGUCAGCGCCGCUGCGGCCGCUGCCUGCUGCAGCAGCCAAUGAGGUCCAAGCAUUGCCAGACGUGUCAGCACUGCGUGCGGCGCUACGACCAUCACUGCCCGUGGAUCGAGAACUGCGUCGGCGAGCGGAACCACCGCUGGUUCAUCCUCUACCUGGCGCUGCAGCUGCUGGUGCUGCUGUGGGGGCUCCGCGUCGCCUGGACGGGCCUGGGCCACGCCCCCUCCUGGUCGCCGUGGCUGCGCUCCAACGGCGUGCUGCUGGCGGUGUGCGGGCUGCUGGCGCCGCUGGCGCUGGUGGUGCUGCUGCUGCUCGGGUCGCACCUCUACCUGGUGUCCAUGAACGCCACCACCUGGGAGUUCAUGUCGCGCCACCGCAUCUCCUACCUCAAACACUGCGGCGCCGACCAGAACCCGUUCGACCGCGGCGCCGCCCGCAACCUGUGGGGCUUCUUCUGCCAGUGGGGCAGCGUGGUGUGGGAGCAGGCCUACUUCAGGGAGGGCAGCGACCCGGUUUAGGUUCCGCUCACGGGGUCGGAUCACCGGCGCCGGUUCUGCCAGCCCGUCGGUCUGGACCGACCCGGAUCACGUUCUGGGAAAUCAGGACUGAAGUUGUUUAAGGUCCGAAUGUUGGACCAGAUGAAGACUCUGAUUCUGACGACGGAUGGUUCCGACCCGUCUGAGCGGAACAAACGGACUGCAGAGUUCUGAUCUUCCUCUGACCAGAACUUCUGCCUUGACCUUUCACCUUCACCCAUCAUGGGCUGUAGAAGAGUUCAGGUUCUGAUGGUUCUGUUUACAUGUCGGUCUGGGUCGGGUUUCCGGGCCGCCCCGGUUCCUGCUCUUCCUCUCCUUGGACCGCCGUCUUCAGUCUGGUUGCCGUGGUUCCCGACCCACAUGGAAGGUCAAAGUUCAGAUCCGGGGCCCUUGGUCGGGGCCCGUCCAGCCUGUGGAGCCGUCCGCCAUGCAGAUGGUUGGUUUGGGCUCAGCUUGUUCUGGGGACCAGAGGGACUGGUUCUGAUGGUUCUGAUGGUUCUGAUGGUUCUGGUGGUUCCGGUGGUUCUGGUGGUUCCGGUACCAGUGGACAGGAGCUGAUUAGACCAAUAAACACCGAAACAGGAAGUGAGCCGGAGCUCAAACCUGUGACUUCCUGUCAGAA